Eublepharis macularius is the source of this 3510-nucleotide messenger RNA. It is a transcript of the gene ITGAE, whose product is annotated as integrin subunit alpha E. NCBI's taxonomy places the organism in Eukaryota, Metazoa, Chordata, Lepidosauria, Squamata, Eublepharidae. The transcript is spliced from 28 exons. Bases 1 to 3360 code for a protein of 1119 amino acids. Gene Ontology annotation, cellular component: integrin complex; external side of plasma membrane. Gene Ontology annotation, biological process: cell-matrix adhesion; cell-cell adhesion; cell adhesion mediated by integrin. The record is from RefSeq and is a predicted model, not a curated record. Gene Ontology annotation, molecular function: integrin binding.
AUGCCCUUGACCGCUCUCUUCGUCAUUUGUAGCUGCUGCCUCCACGGCUCACUUUUCCCACCUCUGUUUCCUCCGCAGGCGUGUGUCCAGCAGAAGCGGCGCCAGUUGCGCAAGGCCACGGAAGAGUUGAACGGGCUUUGCGUCCUGCUCUCAAAUGAUUUUCAGGAGAAGGCGUUCAUCAACCUCACCGACAUUAUCGAGACCAAGUUAAACCAGAGCAGCCUGCAGCGGAACAAAAGGAGCUAUAACAGUGACAGGAGCCAUCAUGCUGGCACCGACGCCUCAAGUUCUGCAGGCCAUGCUGGGGGUUUUGCUGGUGUGACCCCCAGCACUUGUCAGGACCCACAUGCUCACUCGUGUAGAGAUCGUACAGAUGGAGGCUUGGAGUUUGGGCACAAAAUCUUUAACACCAACAAUAACAACAAUUAUAUGGAAGAGGAAGAUGAAUCUGACCUGCGGACCGAAAUUGCUAUUAUUUUGGAUGGGUCUGGGAGCAUUGAGCCUGAGGACUUCGAACGAGCCAAGGAUUUCAUCUAUAACAUUCUGAAGAGAUUCUACGCAAAGUGUUUUGCGUGUGUCUUUGCUUUGGUCCAGUAUGGAUCUAUCAUCCGGACAGAAUUUGACCUGCGAGAUGGCCAGGAUCCCAACACAGCCCUGGCAAAAGUUCAGGCAGUGACCCAAGUGCGGAAUGUGACCCGGACAGCAUCUGCCAUCCAACAUGUCCUAGAUUCCAUCUUCCAUGAAAGCGGUGGGUCCCAGAAAAAUGCUGCCAAGAUCAUAGUUGUGUUGACAGAUGGGGAAAUUUUCUUGGACCCUUUGAACUUAACCACGGUGAUUAAUUCAAAGAGAAUGGCGGGAAUUGACCGCUAUGCCAUUGGGGUUGGAAAUGCAUUCAACAAAACGAAAGCCCUUAACGAGCUGCGCCUGAUUGCUUCCGAUCCAGACGAAACUCACCUUUUCCAAGUGACCAACUAUUCAGCCUUAAACGCCCUGCUGUCCACUUUGCAACAGAAGCUCAUUGGCAUCGAAGGUACGUCUGGAGAUGUCUUGGAAUUUGAGCUAGCCCAAAGUGGCUUCAGCGCUUACCUCCUGGAUGAGCAUUAUAUACUGUUUGGCACCGUUGGAGCCUUUGACUGGUCUGGAGGGAUUCUUCUCUAUGAAAUUGCCAGCAAGACAGCAGUUUUCGUGAAUGAAUCAAAAGAGGCAGCAGGUGGAAGGAACAGCUAUUUAGGGUACAGCGUGGUUGCUGUGAGCACAAGGCAGGGGACCUUAAUUGUGGCUGGGGCACCCCGGCACAGCAUGACUGGAAGAGUGAUGGUGUUUGAAGGAGCGAUGCUCAAACAAACACUACACGGAGAACAGAUUGGUUCUUACUUCGGUGCUGAACUCUGCCCACUGGACAUCGACCAGGAUGGGGUGACAGAUUAUCUGCUAGUUGGAGCCCCGUUUUUUCAUGUCCAUGGGGAAGAAGGAAAAGUUUACAUUUAUCGCUUUGAUAAUGAGGGCAACCCCUUUGCGAUGGAGGGGCACUUAAGUGGACAGCCAGCCUUGGCUUUUGCUAGCUUUGGCUUUGCCAUGGCCAGCAUUGGAGACGUGGACCUGGAUGGCUAUGGGGAUGUUGCAAUUGGCGCACCCCUAGAGAAUCAUGAAGCAGACCCCAGCUGCUUUGGCAGCAUUUACAUCUACAAUGGCAAGAAGGAUGGGAUCCAGCAUUCCUUCUCCCAGAGGAUAACUGCGGCUCAGAUAAGUCCAGGCCUCAUGCAUUUCGGAAGGUCUGUGGCUGGAGGUCUGGACUUCACGGAAGAUGGUCUCCCAGACAUCACUGUGGGAUCGCUGGGCAGAGUCACCUUGCUUCGCUCCAGACCUGUUCUUCGAUUGGAUCCCACACUACAAUUUACCCCAGAGAGAAUAUCCGAUUUCCACAACAGCACUAGCAUUGUUGCAAAACUAUGCUUCCGCAGGACUUUCCCUCUAGGGACAGAAAGACCAGGGAUGCAGAAUGUAAUCAUUCACUUCACCGUGGAUUUGGAUGCUGCAAUGGAAAAGAAGAGAGUGCAGUUUGAGGACCAUAUGACCACGCUCAGUAGCGCGAUCUCCCUCGCUGAACAUUCGUGCGCUGAACUGCAGCUGUAUGUUCUGCCAUGUAACAGUAACUGCUUCUCUGGUGUUGCCGUCAGACUCAGCUACUGGCUUAACAGCUCCAGUGAACACCUGGACGAUCCCAGGCCUACCCUAGAUAUAUAUCGCGAAUCCGAGGUGUAUUUCCAGUUGCCGUAUAAGGAUGGCUGUGAUAACAAGACCGUCUGCGCUCCACAUUUGACCUUGACUGUUCAAGCAGAGAAGGAGCUGGUGGUUGGCGCCACCAAAGAACUGACCAUGAGCCUCCACCUGGCAAACACCGGCGACAAUUCCUACAUGACAUCUCUGCUUUUGGAAUACCCAGCAAACCUGAUCUUUAAGAAGGUCCAAGAGCUUUCUUCUCUGAUUGACUGUGAUACCCCUCAGCCAGCCAAGCCUCAGUUCUCCUCCCUGAACUGCAAGAUUGGACAUCCUGUUUUUAAGACCACAGCAAAUUUUUCCGUGACCUGGCAAUUAGAAGAAAGGAAGUUCCCCAGCGAUUCUCCGAGCAUCACUGUUCACCUCAGCAACACCAACCAAAACAGCACGGCCCUGAUAGAAGAACAUUUCCUCAACGUGAAAUACGCUUUCACCAGCUUCCUCAGCAGGCCAGAUCCUUUCCUAUACGUGAACGUGGAUGAAAGAUCCUCGCGGAUCAUCAGCUUGGAAUUUAAUAUAAACGGACAAAACCCAUAUAGGGCACCGCUUGAGCUGCAGGUCGGGGUCCCAGCCCUCAUAGCCAACCUCCAGGUCAUCUCUGUGAAGAAUGCAACAGGGACACAGAAUACCACAAUAUGCAGAACUGCAAGUGACUUCAUCAGGAAGGAUUUGGGACACGUCAGCUUAGAGAACAGCGAGACAAUCCAAUACCAGCUUGUGAACUGUGUUAUCAAGUCAGAGAGAGAGAAUGUCAUUGUGACUGCAGAGCUGCCUUUAGCCAAUUCCCUGCAGAUCUUUAAAAACAGAACUAGCUUGCUGGUUACCGGGGAGAUAAUUUUCAACAGAGACCUUUACGUGGGCUUGAGUGAAAGUCAUCACAAAACACAGAUCAUUGUUUUCUUGCUGAAAGAGCGAGAUUUUGACUAUCUUCCUGUUCUCAUUGGAAGCUCUGUAGUUGGGAUUUUGCUCUUAGCUCUGAUUGUUGCUCUCCUUUAUAAGGGUGGCUUCUUCAAAAGGAAUUACAAAAAUAUGUUGGAAGAGCAGCGCAAUUCCUUAAUGGAGCAAGAUUCCAGUUGUGGAUGAAAUCCUCCGGGGACUCCUUCCGGCUGCGUAGAAAGAAACAAGAGAAAAUCAAGCUCCAGUUUCUUAUUUUAUCUCCCCACCCCAUAAGCUGAGAAGGGCUCCAGUCUGAGGGCCAAGUGACGAAUGACACUUGCCUGGCAAGUGAACAGA